AUGCGCUUCCCCCGUCCUGAUCUUGAUUUAGCUGCUCUUAAGAAGGAGCAGCAGAUGGCAGAGAGGGCCCCCCAUUGGUUAUUAGUUACAUCAGAGGAAAGGGGCCCCGAGGGUACCCGCUGCAAGCGAAUGGUACUGGGCGAAGGGACCAACGUGGACCCCUUGGAUACCUCGGACCCGCAGAUGCAACAGCAGCCGCAGGAGCAGCAGCAGCAGCAGCAGCAGCAGCAGGGAGGAUGGGGCCCCCCCACGGGGCCCUCGGACUCUACUGUACCCUCUUUUUUCUCUGAUGGUACAUCUGAUUGGCGUUAUGAGAUAACAGAAGAAUUCGAUGCCGAUUGGGCAUGGCUAUCUGGGGGCCCCUGGGCAGCAGAUGCGAGGGGCCCCCUGGGGGCCCCAUCUCCGGGUGAGGGGCCCCAUGGGGGGCCCCACCAACAGGGGUAUGAUGCCGUAAAGGACAGACUACAAGAUAAAAGACUUAAGGUGUAUGUACAGGGUAUUAAUAUUACUAAGCCAAUUGCUAUCCUUAAUAGGCAUCAGGUGCUGCAGACACUGCAGCACCCACAUGUAGCUAUGGGUAUUUCUAGGGGUACUCAAGGUGAGGGUGGGCCCCCGGGGGGCCCCAAAGGAGGUGGGGGGCCCCAGGGGGGGCCCCAAGGGUACAGACAGAGUACCCCUUUGACGACAACUUUAUGCCCAGAGGCAUAUGAGGCCCUCAUAGAAAGAACAAAGAGGAUAUUACCAUCCUUUAAGGAGCGGCAGCAGGUGCUGCUGCUGCUGCAGCUGCUGCUGCAGCACACCCGCGCACUGCAGCAGCAGCAUCGUCGUUACCUUCAGGAACAACGCGCCUUGCUGAUCCAGGCGAACGCCGCAGCAACAGCAGUAACAGCAGCAGCAGGCGAGCAACAAGAGCAGCAGCAGCAACACCACCACCAUCAGCAGCUCCUUUUGGAGCAAGCAGCAGCAGCAGCUGCUGCUGCUGCUGAAGCAGCAAGAAGCUUGAGGGCACUGCAGCAGCAGCAGCUAUAUGAACUCUUAUUUGAUGCAACUCUCCCUCAUAUGCCUCAUAUGCCGCUAGAGGAGCUCGGCAAUCUCUCGAGGGUUUUCGCCUACUGUGCUCCAACGAAAGGUUUGGGGAUGUUGCAGGUGGUGGCGUUGCAUGCAUUUGACAGGAGUUGUUCUUCGCUGUGGGGCCCCCCACCUGCAGCAGCAGCAGCAUCAGCCGCUACUGGUGCUGCUGCUGCUGCUGCUGACGGGGGCCCCCAAGAGAACGGCCUUCUUUGGGGUGUGCUACAGGUUCUUCAACCCUUUGCAUUGGGUCUGCAGCGGCAGGGGGCCCUAGGGGCCCCCAUGCAGCACAGUAGGGCACAGAUUGGUGGGCCCCCAGAGGCUCUUCCGGAGAUUGGGGGGCCCCUUGCUGCAGUGGAGGGGGGCCCCCAAGAGACAGGAGGAGGUCUUGGCUGUGCCUCUAGGCGGCUGAUAGAUAUUGUUGUUAGCGAAAGAGGGGUUUCUGAGUUUUCCUCCCUGUCAAGAGGCUCGCUGCUGCAGCUUCUCCUUUGCUGCUGCUGCGUGGGGUCGGGGGCCUCUGUUGCUCCCAUGACAGCAGCAAAGCAGUGCCUUAAUCUCCUCUUCAGGGGCCCCCAGGGGCCCCUGGACCCCGAGUUUUCCCUUGAUGAGGCCCUGUGGGUACUGAUCAGCUGCGCCUAUCGAGAGUCCCGCGGGGGGCCCCCUGCAUGGCUGCUGCCUCUAUUUAUGGAGAUGUGGGGGCCCUCAUCUUCUCCUGCUGCACCUGCUGCUUCUGCUGCACUGCUGCAGCAGAGCCCUGAUGCCCUCCUUGGUCCUGCUGUUGCUGAAGAAGAGACAGGGGCUGUGCGCUGCUCCCCUCCAUUGGGGGCCCCAGGGGGCCCCCUCUUGACCCUACAGCAGUUGCAAAGCCUCCUCCAAGUUAUACAGGAAUCUCUUCUUCCUGAGGGUUCCCUUGGGGCCCCCACGGAGAAGCAGCAGCAGCCGCCACUGCCGCAGCCGCUGCGGCUUCUGCCUGGGUCAGCAGGGCCCUCCCCGGACGGGGGCCCCCCCAACUUUGCAGGCCUUGACUCAUGGAUGAUUGAACUAAAUGUAUGUCAAAGAGGGGGCCCCCAGGGGGCCCCCACCGUCACUAGGGCCUUUGACUACCUUGAAGACCCGGGGGCCCCCAAGUAUAAUAUGCAGACAAUAAGGGUACCUGCAGUGGGGGCCCUUGCUGCUGUAGAGGCUCUGGGGUGGUCUCUUUCGCAGCUGCUGCAGCACCAGCAGCAGCAACAACAGCAGCAAGACCACCAGCAGCAGAAGCAACAGCAUUUAUUGCAGGAAAGUAUUAAGAGGGCCCAUGAUCUGCUGCUCUCUAUCUUAUAUAAGUUGUCAGAGGCAGCAGCAAAUCGUACCCUUUCUAUCUCUGCCCUUCUCCAGGGGGCCCACAUCUUAGCAGAUGCAGCAGAGCACUUCAAGGGGGGCCUCUCAGCGGGGGCCUCCCCUGGGGGCCCCCAAGCUUCUGCAUUGCAGCAGGAGUUCGAAGCGCAGUCUGCAUUGGUGGAGCUGCAAGCAGCAUGCGGCCGUUUGCUGCUUGCUGCAGGCAACGUGAUGCAGGGAGGAGCCCCUCAGGGGGCCCCCCUUGAGAGUCUAAUUAGCUCUGUUUGCUGCUGUGUUGUUCGUUUCCUUGAGGGGUGCCAUGUAGGGGGGGCCCCUCGGAGCACAGUAGCAGCAACAGAAGCACGAACAGCAGUACCUGCUGCAGCAGCUCAUGCUGAUGCUGCUGCUGCGCUAGCCACAGGCGCAGCACAGUGUCUGCAGGGCCUCCGCCUGCUCCUUGGGGGGCCCCCCUCAUCUACAUUAGACCCUGUAGACCGUCUUGGGGGCCUCUCCUUAAGGACACAGGCUGAGUGGCUGGGGGCCCUGGGGACCUUGAUGCAGCGGGCCCCCGUCUUAAACAAACAACAAGCUGCAGGGCCCACAGGGGCACUCGGGAUAUAUGAGGAAGCUGCAGCUACUGCUCUGUCUGCGGGUCCGCAUGCAUACAGCAGCACAGGCACAGAUGCAGCAGCAGCAACAACAACAACAACAUCUGCAGCAGCAACAGCAGCAGAGGCAACAGCAGCAGCAGCAGCAGAAAGAGCGGCACAGGGCCUUAAUGCUUUGUUAGAUCAAUUAGCUCGUGCCUCCUCUUAUGCAUCUGACCAAGAAGUGUCUGCUGCAGCAGAGCUGGCACGACAGCUGCAGCAGAUGCAGCAGCAGGUGCAGCAGCAGGUGCAGCAGCAGCUGCUGCAGCAGCAGAGUGUGGGGUUCCUUGGGGCCCUCUCCAGGGUCAUCACAGGUAUGAACACUGCGAGGCUAGAGCAACUGCAGCAGCAGCAGCAGCAGCAGCAGCAGGACCUCAGCAGCAACUCCUCCCCUAAGGAAGUGCAGAAAAAGCCUCGGGAGACUCUCUUUGUUGCUGUUGAGCCUGCCUAA
Molecule: messenger RNA, 3483 nt
Organism: Eimeria maxima
Lineage: Eukaryota; Apicomplexa; Conoidasida; Eucoccidiorida; Eimeriidae
Exons: 8
Coding region: 1-3483 (1160 amino acids)
Source: RefSeq, a predicted model, not a curated record